CUGCGUGGUAGGAUGUACCUCCGAUUCUCGGAAGCACUUAAAGCAUGGAAAAUACCCAUGGAUGAAGAAUGUGAUUUUUUUUCCCAUGCCAAAAACAGAUAAUAUCAGGAAUAGAACUAUAUUCAGAAGAUGGGUAAAAAUGAUCAAUAGGAAAGGUUGGGAGCCAACAGCAUACACAUGCGUUUGCUCAAGGCAUUUUGUGGACAAUGAGCCAACAUCGGCUAACCCUGUACCAACUUUGUGUAUGGCCCCAGUGUCUGGAAAAUCUCGUAGCCCUAAGAAAAGAUCUACCCGCAAACUCAAUCCCGCUGACUCCAGCUCUCCCACUUUAUGGACAGCUAUUCCGACUAUAGAUCUAGUUGAUGAAAAUUUGGAUGGCGAUGAUGCAGAUCUAGCUCUUAACAAUGAUAACAUAGUCAGUGAUCAGAAGGUGGAGCAAACUGCUGUGUUACUUGAAGCGGGAGAUGUACAGGUUAAUGAAGUUGAGGUGUCACUUCAUGCUGAUCGUAAGACUGGACCUACCAUUGGGGAAAUGUCAGUCUUCAAACACAGUGUUGGACCUAGUCCAGAACAUGACUACACACACCAAUCGCCAGGGAAGGCAGUUCGCACGAGAGAAAUGGGUGUCCAGACUGACAUUUCACGUGUUGAGUUUGAUGAAAUGGAGCGCUAA
Molecule: messenger RNA, 673 nt
Organism: Owenia fusiformis
Lineage: Eukaryota; Metazoa; Annelida; Polychaeta; Sabellida; Oweniidae
Source: the annotation of a GenBank genome assembly